This is a messenger RNA of Pseudonaja textilis, 2095 nucleotides long. RefSeq names its product sideroflexin 1 (gene SFXN1). The record is from RefSeq and is a predicted model, not a curated record. Gene Ontology annotation, biological process: serine import into mitochondrion; monoatomic ion transport. Gene Ontology annotation, cellular component: mitochondrial inner membrane. Gene Ontology annotation, molecular function: monoatomic ion transmembrane transporter activity. NCBI's taxonomy places the organism in Eukaryota, Metazoa, Chordata, Lepidosauria, Squamata, Elapidae.
CUUUGCCUUGCCCGCCUUGCCCCAUUUGCUCACAAGCGGCUGAAUUUCUUCCGGCGGGCUUCGGGAGAUUUGACUGGAGGGCUCGGCGAGGAAUCUACGCUGACGCGCGGGAAUCACCGGCCGAGCAGGGCGCACCGGGAGGGGGGGCGCCUGUUCUUGAAAACAUGUCGGGAGAUAUACCAUUAAACAUCAAUAUCAAAGAGCCUCGCUGGGAUCAAACCACAUUUGUUGGACGCGCUAGCCACUUCUUCACUGUUACUGAUCCUAGGAAUAUAUUGCUACCCAAUGAACAAUUAGAAAAAGCAAAACAAAUUGUGCACGAUUACAGGCAAGGCAUUGUGGCCCCUGGGCUGACAGAAGAUGAACUGUGGAGAGCAAAAUAUAUCUAUGAUUCAGCCUUCCAUCCAGACACAGGUGAAAAGAUGGUUUUGAUUGGCCGUAUGUCUGCUCAGGUACCUAUGAACAUGACAAUUACUGGCUUCAUGAUGACGUUUUAUAGAACAACUCCAGCCGUGGUCUUCUGGCAAUGGAUUAAUCAGUCCUUCAAUGCCAUUGUAAAUUAUACCAACAGGAGUGGAGAUGCUCCAAUUAAUGUCAGCCAGCUGGGAACGGCCUAUGUUUCUGCUACCACAGGUGCUGUUGCAACUGCUCUAGGAUUGAAUGCACUCACAAAGCAUGUUUCACCACUUAUAGGACGUUUUGUUCCUUUUGCUGCUGUAGCUGCUGCAAACUGUAUUAAUAUCCCAUUAAUGAGGCAAAGGGAACUAAAGUAUGGUAUUCCCAUUACAGAUGAAAAUGGGAACAGACUGGGUGAAUCAUCCAAAGCUGCUCAACAGGCCAUUGUACAAGUUGUGGUUUCAAGGAUCCUCAUGGCUGCUCCAGGAAUGGCCAUUCCCCCCUUCAUAAUGAAUACUUUGGAAAAGAAGGCAUUUUUAAAGAGGUUCCCAUGGAUGAGUGCCCCCAUUCAAGUAGGAUUAGUGGGUUUCUGCUUGGUGUUCGCAACACCUCUGUGCUGUGCAUUAUUUCCACAGAAAAGUUCCAUGUCCGUAACUCGUCUGGAGCCAGAAUUACAAGCUAAGAUCAAAGAAAUGAGUCCAGAAUUGGAUCGGGUAUAUUUUAACAAAGGAUUAUGAUUUAUAGAAGACAACUAGGGUGAUUUGUCCUACAAUUAUAGCUAGAUGAACUUAUUUUAAUUGAAUCUACUUAGUUGAAGCAAUGCAGUCCUGAGGCAUUCUUUCAAUUAUUGUAUAAUAUUGAACACUGAGAUUAUUUAAAUAUCAUGAGGAAAUUUUCAUAAUUAUGGUUGAAAAUUCUGACAAUUGUCCAAUUCAGCUGCAAAUAUUCAAAAUGGUUUACAUUAAGAAUUACUUAUCAGUCAAAAUUUUAAUUCCUUUGGAAAGUGUAACAACUUCAAGGAAAUCAGACAGUGUUAUCUUAAAGUAAUGACCUACCUUAUUUUUUUCCCACUAAAAGAAAGUCAAUAACAAAUUCAUUUCCGCUAUUACAUUUGAAAAUACAGUUCAGAUGACAAUUAUCUAUCCAAUGAUUUCUUCAGAACCCCAGAGAGUUAACUUUGUGGUAUCCCCUUGACAUAUAGAUCUUAGAUUUUCUUAUUUCACUUAUCUAAUGUUUGAAUGGGGAAAUAAUUAUGAUAGGUGAGAGGGAAAGAUAUCGGUGCUGCAGAAAUUUGAAGCUUAUUUAUUAGUUGACUCCUGCACUUCUAACAUAAAAAACCUCUAUGAAAUUAGAUAAACUCUGCUUGGAGAAACUUCUACUUAGAAUAUCCUCGGUUUACUAAAAUAAAAUAAGGUCACUAAGCCAGGAGUUCCCAAACUUUCUUAAUUCACAGCAUCCUUGGUGUCUCGGUAAUUUUUUUCACAGUGCUUCUGGUAGUUCCCAAAUCAUGUUCAGGUAGUCCUCAGUUUACAACCAUUCAUUAGGGACUGCUCAAAGUUACAACCACGCUGGAAAAAAGUGAUUUAUGACCGUUUUUCCACACUUCUGAUGUGAUUUGUCACGUGAUCAAAGUUUGGACACUUCACAACCGAUUCCUAUUUAUGGUUGCAGUGUCUCAAUGCCAUCUGCAACCAUCUGA